AUGGACGAGAGUGAUUCUGAAAUUAAAAUGUCGAGUGACGGCCAAAAUGAACCAGAAAAAACGAAAAUAUCUGCCAAAGGAGAACCAAUAAAAGAAUUUUCGCUUGAUUUGGAUGAGGAUGGCAUAUGGAGAACAGGUCCCUAUUCGAACAAAUUUUCAGUUAAAACGAUGAAAGAUAUCAUUGAAAACUGUGUGACAUCGUCAAAUCUCACCGAUUUUCGUUUGCCAGUGUUUUCGGAACCGUCAGUGAAAUUCGCAAAAUUUCGAAACGAAGAUCAUAAACUUUGUGAUGGACUGUCUUGGUGGAAGACAACGAAUGGUAGAAAAAUCCGUCCGAGACCCAGAAAGAUCGAAUACGAUGGAUGCUCUUACAGAUAUUACAAUUGCAUCAAUCCUAAUGAUGAUGCUUUCAAAAAAUUUGAGAUUUAUCCGGAGAAGGAAGAGUUCUUUUUCGUAGUAUACGUGUCUCAAAAUGGUCGAAUGGACUACGAUGUUCUGAAAUCAUCAAAACCUAACAGACUAACUGAAGCAGAGUGUCAAUUGAUUCAUCGGUCCCUGAAAGGAAGAACUUACCCGCCAAAUCAGAAACCAGAUGAAGUAUCAGCCGGAUUGUGUGAAGUCGAAGAGGGGCCGCAUAACCAGUUUGGAGCGAUUUAUCUCGAUUCGGACACACUGAAUCUUUAUAUGAAUAGUCUACCGACAAAACAAACUGUACUGGAAUAUAGAAAGCUUUUAACUGGAUGCGAAGAUUGGACUUCAGAAGAAGUCAAUGAUUUUUUAUCUUGUUACAGUCCGACAGCAAAUAGUGGGAUUAUUAAGCAUAUGGCUGGACAGUUACAGAUUGAUAGCACUUUUGAUUUGUCAGAUUGUGUUGUGACAACAAUCUCUGGAGAUAUAGGAGACUUCACAUCGCGCUGCAGCGGAAAAAUUCGCCAUGUUCUUUUAGGAUUCAUGAUUUCCUCGUCGAAAAAUGCACUAAAUCACAAGAGUUUUGCUCGCGAAAUUGACGAUUUCUUCCUGCAAGUUGAUCCUAUGCGAAAAAAAUCAAUUCCAUCACUGAUGACAGACGGCGAAGAAUCUUUUAAAUAUUACAGCAAGAUGAAAUAUUUGGAAGACACUCAAGUUCUCAGGUGUCUAGUACAUCGUCGAAACAACUUGACAUUCAUUCAAAGUAAAAAGAAUAUAAGCCAGUCAGAUUUGAACAAAAUUUUCGGAAGACAGAUUGGAGAUGAAGUUGAAAAUGGAAUUUUCAAUGUAAUGAGUUCAGAAGCGAUGGAAGCGGAGAUUGUCAAGUGUAAUUUUGCGCCGGCUCUAAAGAAGUGGUUGCUCGAUAGAAAAGAAGAUCUCUUUUCAACCCAUUCUCUCCGAUCUCGUCUGAUGGCUGGGCUGCUUCUAAACUAUGCAUCUACGAAUCGAAUUGAGAACCUUAAUUCACGAAUCAAAAUUGCGAUUCCACGAAAACUAAAUGGACGCACUUGCUUGGAUAAGCUGUUGGAAUUUAUCGAGGAUGAGAAAAAGGAAUUUUGCAAGUCGAUUUUGACUGGAAAGAGCGAGCUGAUCCGAUACGCGAAUUUCAAAAAAACCGGAAUUUUGUCAGCACAAAGUCAAGUUAAAGCUUUGCAAAAACAUGGAUUUCGUACUUUUUCGUUAUCUCAUGUGUUUGAAAUGCCGAAAACCGUAUGGAGAAGUGUGCCGAAACAGAUGAAAAUUGGAGAAGUCUUCAAUAAGAACGUAAUCUACCAUAAAUCCGGUCAGUAUCUUGUGGAGAAAGAUGACAAAUCGUUUUUUGUUGUGAAAACGACCGAAACAAAUAUCGAAUGCAAGGAUCCCAAGUGUGCUUCAAAACCUGCUAUCACUUGCUCACAUGUCUUCGCUGUACUCAGUACACUGCCAACGAAAAAAUGCCAAGAAGUUCUGAAUAUUCGCGAAAAGUUCUUGAUUUCACUGUCGAGGAGUUUGCAAAUCAAAUCAAUCAACGACGGAAAAGACGCAAAAAGAUACCCGAACCGGAAGUACUCUAAAAGGUCACAUAAUAACGGCGGGAGAACUGUAUCCGAAUUCAAGAAGGUCAAUAGAAAUGUCUCUGGCGAGUCUGAAAGCGGUGAUGAUGAAAGGAAAGCAGAUGGGAAUAUUUCUAGUGAUGAGGAAAAUGACAGUGAUUGUGAUGUGAAUAGCUUGAAUUCUAAACCCAAUGUCUUCGAUGAGUCGGGAGAUAUCGUCGAGGAUGAAAUUAAUUGUAAUUCCAAUGAUGAACAUGUCAAUCUAGUCCUUGACCCUUCUGUGGAUCACUUGAACUCUCAUGAUUCUUGCAUGGAUCUUUCUGAUGAUCCAAGAAAGUAUGACAGCGAUUCUGAUGAGGAGAAUGAUAUUUUCGGAUAUCAGAAUGUCAAUCCAGUGCCGAAGCCAUCAAAUCGUGUCUCGAAUGAUCAUAGUUCACAGAUCGAUCUUCGUGAUGUUCUUGGAGAAAAGGUUCUCGAGAAAGCCUGA
Messenger RNA from Caenorhabditis briggsae, 2487 nucleotides. The transcript is spliced from 9 exons. The record is from RefSeq and is a predicted model, not a curated record. Bases 1 to 2487 code for a protein of 828 amino acids. NCBI's taxonomy places the organism in Eukaryota, Metazoa, Nematoda, Chromadorea, Rhabditida, Rhabditidae.